Myotis myotis is the source of this 2527-nucleotide messenger RNA. RefSeq names its product transmembrane protein 65 (gene TMEM65). The transcript is spliced from 8 exons. The record is from RefSeq and is a predicted model, not a curated record. Gene Ontology annotation, biological process: regulation of cardiac conduction; cardiac ventricle development. NCBI's taxonomy places the organism in Eukaryota, Metazoa, Chordata, Mammalia, Chiroptera, Vespertilionidae. Bases 463 to 1269 code for a protein of 268 amino acids. Gene Ontology annotation, cellular component: mitochondrion.
GGCCGCUUCGAGGGCGCGGAAAGCGAUCGGGGUGGGAGCGGGCGCUGGGAAAGCCGGCGGGAGAGAAGGGCGGCGCUGGAGGAGGGCGGCGCGUGGCUGACUCAUCCCCCUGGAAAGGCAGAUCGACAGACAAACCCCGCUGAGCCCGCCUGCCCGCGCCGCUCCUGCUCAGCGCGGGAGGCGCCCGCCCGCACCGCCCGCCCCUCCUCCCAGCCCGAUCGCCUCGCACAAAGUUUGUCUCAUCAGAGGGACCGGAGCCGCCGCGGGCCUUUGGGAAGGGAUCGGGGACGGAAGAGGACGCGAGAGCCGUGCGGGCCCGGGGAGUGCAUGGUGCCCGGCGCCGCGGCUGCCCAUCUGGAGGACAUCGGGGCGGGGUCGGCGGUGCCCCGCUCCUUCUAGCCUCAGCCUCGCCCGAGAUCGCCCUCCCGGACUGCCGCGGGGGUCCCCGCGCCCCAGCCCGCCAUGUCCCGGCUGCUGCCGCUGCUGCGGAGCCGGACCGCGCGCAGCCUGAGGCCGGGCCCGGCCGCCGCCGCCGCCGCCGCGCCCCGCCUGCCGUCCUGGUGCGGCUGCGGGCGGGGGCUGCUGGCGAUCGCGUUCCCCGGAGGCUCCCCCGGCGGCCCCCGGGGACUGGGCACGCACCCCAAGGAGCCCAUGGAGGCGCUGAACACGGCGCAGGGCGCGCGCGACUUCAUCUACAGCCUGCACUCCACCGAGAGGAGCUGCCUGCUCAAGGAGCUGCACCGCUUCGAGUCCAUUGCCAUCGCCCAAGCAUGCAGAUUUCCCAAACCUGAGGUAGCCAUUAUGAAGACGGCGAAGAAGGUAUCAUCAGCAGAGACCCCUGAUAGUUUUGAAAAAUUGGAAGCUGCGCCACCCACCCCAGAACAGCUGAGAUACGUAUUCAUCCACAAUGCGAUACCUUUCGUAGGAUUUGGCUUUUUGGAUAAUGCAAUUAUGAUUGUUGCAGGAACCCAUAUUGAGAUGUCUAUUGGAAUUAUUUUGGGAAUUUCAACUAUGGCAGCUGCUGCUUUGGGAAAUCUUGUGUCAGAUUUAGCUGGUCUUGGACUUGCAGGCUACGUCGAAGCUUUGGCUGCCAGGUUAGGCCUGUCGAUUCCUGAUCUCACACCAAAGCAGGUUGACAUGUGGCAAACCCGAGUUAGUACACAUUUGGGCAAAGCUGUUGGGGUGACUAUUGGCUGCAUUCUAGGAAUGUUUCCUUUGAUUUUCUUGGGAGCAGGUGAAGAAGAUGAAAAACUGGAAAAGAAAAAUUAACCCUCGUAGAGUACCUAUAAAAGAUGUAAACUAAUGUACCUCAAUGAUUAAAUAUGCUGUCACAACAUUAGGAAUUAAGACAGUAACAGUGUAUAGAUAUGGGAUCAAAUAAUUCAGCAUGUAUUAUGGAAAACACUAACUUAUUGUGGCUUGGUUUUCUUAGGACAUCUUUUUAAAAAAACUGUUUAGUAUCAUUUUGUGUAAAUUGAAGUGCUUUUUCAUCAACGGCAGUCAACAUUUUAUCUUUUCCUUCUCUUUCUUUAUAUAUCCAGAUAUCAUUUAUCAGUCAUUGAUGUAUUGUACUGACUUGGGGUUUGCUUAUUUGUUACGUAAUAUGUAUAUGCAUGAAAACAUUUUCUGUUGUUGUGUUCCCUAUAGUUACAAUUCAACCUUAAGAUUUUUCCAAAUUACAUAAGAUGUUUGUUGUCAGUUGAAGAUUUUUUACUCGCUUUCUGGCAACAUCAAUUUUGUACUGUUUCACAGAAAACAUGCAUAAUCAUAUCAUUUCAGUCACUUUUAUUUACUCCCACAUCUAUUCUAAACAGAUGCAGACUUUAAGUAUUUUAAGUUUCUGUUACUCAUUCUAAUUUCUUGUCUCAAGUGCCAGAGGUCAAUCAGAAUGAGCAGUUAUGUGGUCUUCGUACUGCAUAAAACCAUAUAUCUUUUUUUAAAAAAAAUAUAUUCCAUUGAUCUUCCACAGAGAGGAAGGGAGAGGGACAGAGAGUCAGAAACAUCGACGAGAGAGAAACAUCGAUCAGCUGCCUCCUGCACACCCCGGACUGGGAAUGUGCCCGCAACCAAGGUACAUGCCCUUGACCGGAAUCGAACCUGGGACCCUUCAGUCUGCAGGCCGACGCUCUAUCCACUAAGCCAAACCGGUUAGGGCAACCAUAUAUCUUAAGUAUAUUAUUUCGAAUGGAUUGUUUUACUUUUAAUUUCUCAAUUUUGCAUCAUUACAUGGUGAUUUUUGACUAAUGAGAGGAAGAAAAUUAUUAUUGUGGGUUCUUUUCAAUGGUGAUUAUGGAAUUAGAGUGAACUAAGGGGUUUGACAUGACACUUGAAAAUUAAGAGGCUAAACAAAUUUUUUUAGAGAAAUAGAAAAUGGGAACUGUCAAGAAGGUUUAUGGGAUAAGUGGUGAAGUUGAAAGGAUGUUUGUAAGGUUAAUGAGAUACAAAUUAUAUUGUACAGGAAGGAUUUGUUCCCUCCAAAAUGUCUUUUGAUCUGAAUUAAAUGAGUCUGAGUACUUCCUAUUCAUAA